Messenger RNA from Rosa rugosa (rugosa rose), 885 nucleotides. RefSeq lists its product as uncharacterized. Lineage: Eukaryota; Viridiplantae; Streptophyta; Magnoliopsida; Rosales; Rosaceae. The record is from RefSeq and is a predicted model, not a curated record. The transcript has 2 exons. Bases 1 to 885 code for a protein of 294 amino acids.
AUGUUUGAGAAUGAUAUUGAGGCAUCGAAUGUUGAGCUGCCUGUUCCACCUGUUGUGGAGGUUGUGAAUGCUGCUGAUCCCACUCGUUUGUCGAAGUUGGCAAAGGAGAUUUCGAGGUUGGGAGGAGUUCCAUUCCAGGGAGGAACGGAUCACAUGUUGGCAGAUCAAUGGAUCGAGAACAUGAGGACCUACUUCGAGAUGGUCGUUUGUGACGACGUUGAGAAGAGGAAGAUUGCCACAUUUAUGCUCCAAGGCGAUGCACGGGUGUGGUGGAGCGGCACACAGAGGGUUAUGGAUGUGUCCACCAUGACCUGGAAUGAGUUUGUGGAACUGUUCAGGAAGAAGUACUUUCCGCCUUCAGUGAGGGAGCAGUUGGAAAGGGAAUUUGUCUCGUUAGUCCAAGGGACUAAGAGUGUGAGGGAUUAUGAGGCUGAGUUCUCAAGGUUGUAUCGCUUUGUGAGGCAAAUGGAUGCUGAGAGCUUAGCCAUGAAGUUUCAGUGGGGACUGAAUGCUUCGAUCCGGCGUGAUGUCGCUGUUUUGGAACUGAAGACGAUGGAGCUCAUUUUCGCUAAGGCUAUGGCCAUUGAGCAGGAAAACCUGAUUUUUCAGGAGCAGGAGUCAGCUGAGAGGGACUCCCAAAGGAAGGGAAAGGCAACUGCUGAGGGCAGUGAAGGGACAGAUGCUCAGGGUGGGUUCUGGAAGAGACGCAGGACUCAUCAGCAGGCGCCAGCUAGGGAAGCGGCUGCACCUGCUAGGGCUGUACCUGCUAGGGCUGCACCUGUUAGGGAAGCGGCUGCACCUGUUGGGCAAGAAGCACCUCUGAGAUGUUACAACUGUAAGGAGGUUGGCCAUACUGCUAGGGCUUUGCCUGAUGUCUAUAGUUAG